UCAUCACUGAGAUUUGCAUCACUGCAUGCUGCAGAAGCAAAUAACUUCUGGCACUCAAGGAGCUCUGACUCAUCUAAUGCAGAAUCCAUGCAAAAUAGUGCUUUCCUAAACAAAAUUCUUGUAGAAGGCCAAAACCCCCUGAAAUUGGAUUUAAGGCUUAAAUGUUAGAUGAUUUUAAUUUAUAUAGCCCCAAGGUUGAACGUUUGUUGAAUACAAAAAAUUACCACAAUAUAUUUAUUUUUCAAGAAUUAUUAUCUUUAAUAAUAAACACAAUUCUCAUAAUAAAAUACAAUUUCUUUUCACAAAUCCUCACAUUUUGACAGUUCAGAUGGCAGUGUUAUUGAUAUUUGGUCUGUUACUGAUGCUGUGUUCUAUUGCUGGAAAUGAAAAGCUCUUAACCCUGAAAGUUUUAAUCUCUUAAAGAAUAAAUCAGAUGACCAAAUGAAUGCUUUGUGAUUAAUUACAUCAAUUAUAUUGACAUUUGCUUUUGAUCUAGUGUAACACAUUUAUAUAAUAGCUUUUGUGAAUCAGACAAGGAUAAAACUUAUACUUGUAUAAUGCAUUUCUGUAUAUACAGUAUAAAACAUAAAUGGAAACCUUUUGCAUCAUGUGUUUUUAAACUUUGUUAUAGACUGUCAUCUGAGACAAACUCCAUUGAUUUCCAUUUGUAAAUCAAAGUGCAUUUGCCUUUUAAAUUAAUUCCACACUCACUCAAGAAAACAUCUGUGGACAGCUUAGAGUUUAAAACAUCAAACAGGUGACUCUCUGACCUUCAUCAAGCAAGGUAAAAGAUCUUUCUCAUCUUCAACUUUAUUUGUCUUGUUACAUUAUAUAUUUGCUAUCAUACAUACUUAAUGUACUUUCACAUAAACAGUAAAAGUCUGAUUGAACUAAUUGAACUAUGAAACAAUGAGAACAAUAUUGCUUCCUCAAUUUGUUAUUUUUCUUUCCUUUGUUGAGUUUGGUUGUACUGUAAAUCUGAAGUUCUUCUUUUUCCAUUUAAAUAGAUAAUGGAGACUUCACAGAGGCCCCUGAUUCUUACUUUAGGGGUAUGCAUUUUCUCAUUGCAGUGGACACUGACCCAUCAGCAAGUCAAUGUUGCCCUAAGAGGCAUAGCAACCCAAUCUUCUACAAACGGCCCUUACGCUGCUCCCCGUGCUAUUGAUGGCAACAGAGCAUCUGACAUAUAUUCUGGCUCAUGCACACACACAUUUUCUCAGACUGACCCAUGGUGGAGGGUGGAUUUGUUGGUGGCGUAUGAAAUUUCAAAGGUAAUAAUCACUAACAGAGGCGACUGCUGUCCAGAACGGAUAAAUGGUGCUGAGAUUCGCAUUGGGAACUCCUUAAUCAACAACGGCAACAAUAACCCCAGAUGUGCUGUUAUCUCUAGCAUGCCUGCUGGUGCCUCUGUAAACUACACAUGCCAUAUGUAUGGUCGUUACGUGAACAUCAUCAUUCCCGGUCCUAGCUACAUUGUCAGCAUCUGUGAAGUGGAAGUCUAUGUCCCUGUUACCCUGAGGGUAUUUCUGAAAUUAAAGUUCAACAGCAGUGAGGAUCUCAGCAACCCUACCAUAUGGGAUGAAGUUAAUCAAAAGAUCAAAUCUGUCCAGCCCUCAAUAUCUCAUGUUCGAUUGACAAUGGGACCAGAAAUGGAAACUGAAAAUUAGAAAAGGGUAAGAAAGCUUAGAAGAGUAUUAGUACUACUACUACUACUACUACUACUACAACUACUAUCAACUACUACUACUAUUACUACUACUAUUGCUACUAGUACUAAACUUUAGCCCUCCCCCUUUUUAUGAUUCAACUUUGCACCUGAUCUCAGACUCUUGCCCUGUACGUGCCUUUAAAUUUAAUUAAGCACUGCCUUAUUACAAAUGAUGAGUGGCACCAUAGUGUACAAUGUUAAGACUGUUUUGAAAAAUGCCUUAUAUUAGGCUUAGAAUAGUUUUGAGCAUUUAACGUUAAAGUUGGUUUAGUAACAUUGUUUAGCACAACCAGGCAAGCUGUUAUAUUAAAAUAAUCAGUGAUUGGGGACUAAUCUUAAGUGGUUACUGUUAUCACCCAGUUAUUUUGAUUAUUUUCCAAUUAUAGCAUGUCUUGAACUUAUUUCCUCUUAAAGCACAAUUUAAGAUUAAUAACAAUUUGCAAUUUUGUACUUAAUUACACUUUAAGCUGUUUACAUUUAAUGAUGUAGAACAUUCACAAGACAAGGUAAAUCUUUUAUUAUUAUUAGACUUAGUUCAUGGGACAUGUUAGCCACAUAAUUCCCUGUGAAUUAUUUACUAUUAUAAAAAGGAUAGUUAUAAGUUAGAAUAAAUUUUUUUAUUCAUUCUAGAUGAACCUAGAAUAUGAAUCACAGCCCUCUGACCUUCUGAAUUAUCAAAUUUAAGAAUGAAACAGCACUAUUGUAUAGCUAUCUUAAUAGUUAUUUGAAUUUUGUAGAAUGUCUGUUUUGUAGUUUGGCUGUUACCCAUUUAUUUACUCAUUGGUGUGUUUAUUUUAAGUUUGUCAAUCAGAAUUACAGGUAGACUGCACAUCUUACUGUAAAUACAUUAAAGAGAAGAAGAAAAAGAAGAAGAAGAAGAAGAAGAAAAAGAAGAAGAAGAAGAAGAAGCUGUCAAGGAACAACAACAACAACAACAACAAUAUACUUAAUAAAGUGAGGUUUGUGUGUAGCAUAUGGAACAGCUAGCUAGGUGAUAAAUUAUUGGUUAGAAGUACUUUUUGAAAAAUCAUUUAUUAUGAUAUAUAAUCUAAAUGAGCAAAGUUAAAUAAUUCUUGUGGCUAUUUGUUUAUAGAAAUUUGUAUUUUUAUGACUAGAUUUAAGAUCUUAAAGUAUAUAUAUAAAAUGGGCCAUUGUCAAGGUGAGUUUUGAAUUUAAAAUAAUAGUUUGUAGUAUUAUGGUAUGAUUAUGCUUCUCUCACUAUCUCUCACAUAAUUUUCUAAUAUUGCUAUGACACAUGGAAUAUUUAGAAUUAAAUCACCCCUCCAUCAAUCAAAUAUGUCAAGAUACAACCAAAUAUUUAAACUCUUAAUAAAUGUUUUGUUUUUGUUUUGUCACAUUUUGUCACAGGAAAUGCUCUAUGUAUGAGAUCAUGUAAAAAUAAGGCUUGGAUAAAUGUAUUCACCAUUAACUCUCUUCCUUUCUGUAAAAACUUAAAUGUACAAAACCUGUCUGAGUUAAUUAGUCUGAAUAAAGAACAAAAAGAACUUUACAUCUUUUUAUACCUUAAGGUGUCCUUGCUCAGAGCAUUCAUUCCCUUAACAUUUUACA
This is a messenger RNA of Tachysurus fulvidraco (yellow catfish), 3277 nucleotides long. Its product is annotated as fucolectin-like. Lineage: Eukaryota; Metazoa; Chordata; Actinopteri; Siluriformes; Bagridae. The record is from RefSeq and is a predicted model, not a curated record. Bases 1011 to 1667 code for a protein of 218 amino acids. The transcript is spliced from 6 exons.